AUGGACGAAGGUAGCAAUAUAGGAACCUAUGAUGCCAAUCAGUUGUUGUUUAUGGCGAAGGAGGUACUAGAGAAGCCAAAUGUACUUGAAAAAUCGCAAAAGCCUGCAGCCAAGAAAGCAAAGGCAGAAUUAAACAAAUAUGAAAAUGAUAUUGAAAUAUGUACCAAUACCAUAUUAGAAUCAUCUUUUGACAUGAAAGAUAUAAUUAUUCUUGUAAAUACAAAUGUCAAAACUAAAUAUCCUGUGAAAAGGUACUCUACGAUUUUUAAAAUAAAUUUAAGCGGCAGAAAACAACCUGAUUUAUAUAUAAUAUCAGGACAUACAGCUCAAGCUCUAGAAGUCCUAUAUUCUUCAAUACUCCUAAUUUCACACAAGAAGUUUGUUAUAUUUGUAGAUGAAAUUAAUGAAGAUUUUCUAGAAGUUCUAGAUAAAUACUUCAUUUAUAACGUCUUAAUAAUCACAAUAAACAAUUAUUCAGUAUUCAGUUUAAGGUGUUCAUCAUCAGGAAAGUUAUUCAGCGUUCUACUAGGUUCAUGUUCCAAAUUAAGGUUCGAAAAACCAUUAUUCUAUGGCUGCAUCAAACUAUAUAAUAAUCUCAAAGUGUUAUACGGAAUUGCGCCUCCUUUAGUAAUCAGCAGUUCUAAGGGAAUCCUCAUCGAGUUGGUAAAUAUGGUGGCAGCAAAUUUAAAGUUAAAACUAGAAUAUAAAAGCGUGAAACCUGCUGCGACUGCUUUAAAAGUUGCAGAAGAAUUUAAAACUCGAAAUUAUGACAUUUUGAUCAUCACCACUGUCUACAAAAGCAAAAUGUUUGAUUUAAUGAGAACAGAUAAUAGUUUCCAACUCAUAAAUUCUAGAGCUGAAAUUUUAACGUCUUCAUUACCAAUUGCUCUUCCAGAUCCAAUGAUCACGGAAAUAUUUAAAGUUUCUACGGAUCCAAUUGAAUUAGGUAUAUCAAAGGCAGAUCUCGUGUAUUGUUCACAGGAUUACUGGGAAUGUAUUAACAAAACUGCUUUUGAUAAAAAUUUAAUUACAUCCAACUUUGUUAAGCCAUUGCAGUAUUACGGUUCAAUCUAUUACCUUGAUAAAGAUGGUAAAUCUAUGCUGAAUAUUUUGGAAGUAUUCAGUUUAAGGUGUUCAUCGUUUGGAAGAUUAUACAGCGUUCUACUAGGUUCAUGUUCCAAAUUAAUCUUCGAAAAACGAUUAUUCUAUGGCUGCAUCAAACUAUAUAAUAAUCUCAAAGUGUUAUACGGAAUUGCGCCUCCUUUUGUAAUCAGCAGUUCUAAGGGAAUCCUCAUCGAGUUGGUAAAUAUGGUGGCAGCAAAUUUAAAGUUAAAGCUAGAAUAUAAAAGCGUGAAACGUGCUACGACUGCUUUAAAAGUUGCAAAAGAAUUUAAAACUCGAAAUUAUGACAUUUUGAUCAUCACCACCGUCUACAAAAGCAAAAUGUUCGAUUUAAUGAGAACUGAUAAUAGUUUCCAACUCAUAAAUUCUAGAACUGAAGUUUUAACGUCUUCAUUACCAAUUGCUUUUCCAGAUCCAAUGAUCACGGAAAUGUUUAAAGUUUCUACGGAUCCAAUUGAAUUAGUAAACAAAUAUGAAACUGAUAUUGAAAUAUGUACCAAUACCAUAUUAGAAUCAUCUUUUAACAAGAAAGAUAUAAUUAUUCUUGUAAAUACAAAUGUCAAAACUAAAUAUCCUGUGAAAAGGUACUCUACGAUUUUUAAAAUAAAUUUAAGCGGCAGAAAACAACCUGAUUUAUAUAUAAUAUCAGGACAUACAGCUCAAGCUCUAGAAGUCCUAUAUUCUUCAAUACUCCUAAUUUCACAUAAGGAGUUCGUUAUAUUUGUAGAUGAAAUUAAUGAAGAUUUUCUAGAAGUUCUAGAUAAAUACUUCAUUUAUAACGCAUUAAUUGUCACAAUAAACAAUUAUUCAGUUUUUAGUUUAAGGUGUUCAUUGUUCGGAAAAUUAUACAGCGUUCUACUAGGUUCAUGUUCCAAAUUAGUCUUCGAAAAACGAUUAUUUCACGGCUGUAUUAAACGUCAUAAUAAUCUUAAAGUGUUAUACGCAAUUGCGCCUCCAUACGUCGUUAGCAGUUCUAAUGGGAUCAUCAUCGAGUUGGUGAAUAUGGUGGCAGCAAAUUUGAAGUUAAAGCUAGAAUAUAAACGUGUGAAGCCUUCUACGACUGUUUUAAAUGUUGCAAAAGAAUUUAAAACGCGAAAUUAUGACAUGUACGUGUCAAAAAUAAGCGACAGGAUGGUUGAGUAUCUUGAAACUCAAAAGACAGUUGGAUUAAUACAAGAUAAAUUGGUCUUGAUUGCUCCAAAUUUGGUGAAUCAAAACAGAUGGGUGAUUUUUACUAAAGAAUAUAGCGGCGUUGUUUGGUGGUAUUUAUGUGGAUUAUUUGUGCUUUUAUAUGCUUUGUUUUAUUUUAUAUCGUAUUUAUUUAAAGAUCAAAAUGUUGGAUCUAUAAUUUACAUACUUUUGAGUGUGCUAUUUGAGGGCAGUGCAAUGAUACGUACAAAAUCACUAUCAUUUAAGGUUUUAUUUUUAAAUUAUCUCAUCUUCUCUUUGAUCAUAACCACCGUUUACAAAAGCAAAAUGUUUGAUUUAAUGAGAACUGAUAAUAAUUUUCAACUAAUAAAUUCUAGAGCUGAUGUUUUAACUUCUUCAUUAGCGCUAGCUUUACCAGAUCCAAUACUGAUGGAAAUGUUUAAAGUUUCUGCUGAUCCAAUUGAACUAGGUCUAUCAAGAAAAGAUAUCAAGUUGUGUUCAGAGAAUUACUGGGAAUGUGUUAACAAAACUGCUUUUGAUAAAAAUGUAAUUUCGUUCUCGUUUGUUAAACAGUUGCAGUAUUACGUUCCAAUGCAUUAUCUUGAUAAAAGUGGAAAAUCGAUGUUGAAUGUAUUAGAAGAAGAUUAUCACGAUUUAUUUUAUUUCGUUAUAGUUUUUCGACUAGGACAUCCUAUAUUUACAGUUUUUAACAAGAAAUUAAUGUACUUAUACGAGGCCGGAUUUGUGAAAUACAUUUCUGAUAAAAUUGAAAGAAAAUAUAAGAGGGCAUUGUACAUUGCAAAGAAUGCUAAUUCUUUAAAUAUUUCAGUUAAAAAAUCUGAAAAUGAUAUUGAAAUAUGUACCAAUAACAUAUUAGAAUCAUCUUUUAACAUAAAAGAUAUAAUUAUUCUUGUAAAUACAAAUGUCAAAACUAAAUAUCCUGUGAAAAGGUACUCUACAAUUUUCAAAAUAAAUUUAAGAGGAAGAAAACAACCUGAUUUAUAUAUAAUAUCAGGGCACACAGCUCAAGCUCUAAAAGUCCUAUAUUCUUCAAUACUGCUAAUUUCACAUAAGAAGUUUGUUAUAUUUGUAGAUGAAAUUAAUGAAGAUUUUCUAGAAGUUCUAGAUAAAUACUUCAUUUAUAACGUAUUAAUUGUCACAAUAAACAGUUAUUCAGUUUUCAGUUUAAGGUGUUCAUCAUCCGGCAAAUUAUACAGCGUUCUACUAGGUUCAUGUUCCAAAUUAAUCUUUGAGAAACGAUUAUUUCAUGGCUGUAUUAAACCUCAUAAUAAUCUCAAAGUGUUAUACGGAAUUGCGCCUCCAUACGUCAUUAGCAGUUCUAAGGGGAUAAUCAUCGAGUUGGUAAAUAUGGUUGCAGCAAAUUUGAGGUUAAAGCUAGAAUAUAAAAGUGUGAAACCUUCUACGACUGUUUUAGAUGUUGCAAAAGAAUUCAAAACGCGAAAUUAUGAUAUGUACGUGUCAAAAAUAAGCGAUAGAAUGGUUGAGUAUCUUGAAACUCAAAAGACAGUUGGAUUAAUUCAAGAUAAAUUGGUUUUUGUUACUCCAAAUCUGGUGGAGCAAAACAGAUGGGUAAUUUUUACUAAAGAAUAUAGCAACGUUGUUUGGUGGUAUUUAUUUGGAUUAUUUGUGCUCUUAUAUGCGUUGUUUUAUUUUAUAUCUUACUUAUUUAAAGAUAAAAAUAAAGAAUCGAUAAUUUACAUACUUCUGAGUGUGCUGUUUGAAGGCAGUGCAAUGAUACGUACAAAAUUACUAUCAUUCAAGGUUUUAUUUUUAAAUUAUCUUAUCUUUACUUUGAUCAUAUCCACUGUAUACAAAAGCAAAAUGUUCGAUUUAAUGAGAACUGAUAAUAAUUUUCAACUUAUAAAUUCUAGAGCUGAUGUUUUAACUUCUUCAUUAACGAUUGCUUUACCAGAUCCGCUACUUAUGGAAAUGUAUAAAGUUUCUACUGAUCCAAUUGAAUUAGGUCUAUCAAAAAAAGAUUUCGAAUUUUGUUCACAGAAUUACUGGGAAUGUAUUAACAAAACUGCUUUUGAGAAAAAUGUAAUUACUUCCUGCUUUAUUAAACAGUUGCAGUAUUACGUUCCAAUACAUUAUCUUGAUAAAGAUGGAAAAUCGAUGUUGAAUGUAUUAGAAGAAGAUUAUCACGAUUUAUUUUAUUUUGUUAUAGUUUUUCGACUAGGACAUCCUCUAUUUACAGUUUUCAACAAGAAAUUAAUGUACUUAUACGAGGCAGGCUUUGUAAAAUAUAUUUCUGAUAAUCUUGAAAGAAAAUAUAAGAGAGCAUUGUACCUUGCAAAGGUAAAACGGUCAUAUAUACCUUUGACUUUGAAAGAUUUUCAAACUACUUUCAUUAUGUACUUUUGUUGUGUUAUACUUUGUUUCGUUGUAUUGUGUUUAGAAUUUUUGAUGUGA
Molecule: messenger RNA, 4704 nt
Organism: Psylliodes chrysocephalus
Lineage: Eukaryota; Metazoa; Arthropoda; Insecta; Coleoptera; Chrysomelidae
Source: the annotation of a GenBank genome assembly